CUGCUGUCGCUUUUGGCGCUCGGCCAUCCAGAAACAAACCACUUCGAUGACUCCUAAUAGUUAUCGCCAGAUGUACUAAUACACAACAAAUCACGGUCCGGGAGAGGGGGAGAGCAAAUGAGUUCCUAUUUCGUGAAUCCCACUUUCCCAGGGAGCCUGCCCGGGGGCCAGGACUCUUUCCUCGGUCAGAUCCCCCUUUACCCGUCGGGAUAUGAUGCUCUCAGGCAUUUUCCGUCUUCGUACGGGGCAAGCAGCCUGCAGGACAAGACUUACACCUCACCUUGUUUCUACCAACAGUCCAACACCGUCAUUGCUUGCAAUCGGGCUUCCUAUGAGUACGGAGCCUCUUGUUUUUAUUCGGACAAGGAAAUUAGUAGCACCUCCGGCAGUGGCAAGCAGAGGGGGCACGGGGAAUACCUGCACCUUUCUCCCGAUCAACAGUACAAAUCCAGCGGCGUCCAAGCCAAAAUUGUAAAUGACGAAGGCACCGACCGGAAGUACACGAGCCCUGUUUACCCCUGGAUGCAGCGGAUGAACUCCUGCACUGGUACAGUAUAUGGAACUCAUGGGAGACGAGGGAGGCAAACUUACACCAGAUACCAAACGCUAGAGUUAGAGAAGGAAUUUCAUUUUAACAGAUACUUAACCCGAAGACGACGUAUUGAGAUUGCAAACGCUCUCUGCCUUACUGAACGCCAGAUUAAAAUAUGGUUUCAAAACAGGCGGAUGAAAUGGAAAAAGGAAAACAAAUUCAUAAAUUCCACACAGCCCAGCAGCGAAGAAACAGAGGAAAAGUCAGGGGAGUAGAACCACGUUUAAUAAAUGCUACCAGGUCUUUCCUUAGUGCUCAUUAUUAUUAUUAUUGUUAUUAUUUACUUUGUGUUCCUUCUGCUACUCAAAUCCUAUAGGUUUGUCACAGUCUAUUAAUUCUUAAAAGGCUUGGUUAAAAUAUGUACAUUUGCAAUCAUCUGUGACUCUCUUAAUAUAUGUGGAAGUCCCAGCUUUCGAGCUAUAGGCAUGCAUGUGUAUAACCACCUCCCCAAAGCAUAGAUGGCACUGCUUAAAGUACUAGAGAAAUGGUCCAGAUUUCAAAAUAUUUGAGGUGAGCAUUUGUGUGUGGGUGAAUGUCCCUGACGUGCCUGUGCAAGAAGAGAUAAGC
Messenger RNA from Dryobates pubescens (Downy woodpecker), 1159 nucleotides. RefSeq names its product homeobox A6 (gene HOXA6). The transcript is spliced from 2 exons. The coding region runs from base 118 to 807 and encodes 229 amino acids. Gene Ontology annotation, cellular component: nucleus. The record is from RefSeq and is a predicted model, not a curated record. NCBI's taxonomy places the organism in Eukaryota, Metazoa, Chordata, Aves, Piciformes, Picidae. Gene Ontology annotation, biological process: regulation of transcription by RNA polymerase II; anterior/posterior pattern specification. Gene Ontology annotation, molecular function: RNA polymerase II cis-regulatory region sequence-specific DNA binding; DNA-binding transcription factor activity, RNA polymerase II-specific.